AUGAGAGUCGUAGAUGACAAAAUCCUGUGGAUUGGAGGCACUUCGAGCCUGACCCGGACCUUUAUCAACUGUCAGUUGUUGAACCCCAAGAGCUUCGUGCUUGUUGGCCUCGAAUCAAGAGCACCUGAUUGGAUACCCCCGUCUUCUCAAUACAUUAGCUUCAACUUGGCCUCUGCCACCCAUGACCAAGCCAGAAAUCUAUUUCAGUCCAUUGUUAAUGACGUUUCCUGUAUUGUUAUUGGCGUACGUCCUCUCUUGUUCGCACCCUACACCAACACUGAUCUGCCACAAAGAAUGCUUCUAGGUGUUGAGAAGUUGCUACAGCAAGCAUGCCACCAAGAAGCUUCCAAACUCAGGUUGGUCCUCCAUGUGUCUUCUGUGGCAGCAAUGGACCAUCUGAGAACGCAGCAUUUUGUCUCGGAAGCAGAGGAUUAUCCACCAAUAAUAGAGUACAAGGCUGCUUAUGACAAAUUCAAGAGACACUGUGAAGAAUGCAUCACAAGUAUUGUACAUAAGGCGAAUGAAGGUAGAACUACAACAAAUAUCUCGGUUUGCAACAUCCGACUCAGUGCCAUUUUCUCGGAUGAAAAAUCCUGUAUUCAAUGCAGUGCCAUGGAUCUACAAGCUCGUGUAGGUUGCUAUAUGGAUCUUGCUAUUGAUUGCAAUUCGAGUGUCAACGUUUCCAGAGCCAUGUAUGCCGUGAUGGAACGAGUCUCAUCCAACAACCAAGAAGGAACCACCAAACAGAUUCAGCCAGUUUACUACUACACCAGACCACUUUCUUUGGAACAGCCAGUUCCCUAUGGCUACUAUUUGCAAGAAUUCCGCAGAGCGCAUCAAAUGGAGUACACUUCCAUCUGGAUUCCUGUGUGGGUGGUGGCAUGGAUCACGGCGCUGAUUCAUUGGUUUGCUAGUAUCUGCAACCGAUGGAAAGUACGGCUACCUUAUGUGGAUGCGAUGGACUAUCUGAUGCAAGUGGCCUCACGAGAACAUUCAUUUGAUUGUUCCAUGUUUGGUGAUGAUUUCCCCAACUUUCAGGAACAAGAAGAAACCAUAUUGGAAUGUUUCAUUCGCCGUAAAGAGAUAUUGGCCAAAGAGAGCCAAAAGGGAUACUAUCAACAAUCAACACCUCCAGCUUCUAUCGCAAAGUUCACUCUGCGGGAUUUGGCUUGCAUUGAUCCGAGCUCAAGCGAUUGGGCAAAUCUCGAGCGCCACCCUUGGUAUGGGUGGGACUUUGACUUGGUAAAACAUAUGUCCCGUGAAGAGCUCCUGAAGCAAAUCGAAAGAAGCAUCACAAACCUUAUCGAAGUCUCGGUUCAAGACUUCAGUGGAUACAGCCUUGGUCACGAUGCGCGCAACAACUGGCCACGUAGCAACUCUGACCAGGCUUGGGACAACUGGGUGAUGUCGAGUCGGGAAAAAGGGAAAGAGGCGGACGAAGAAAAAGAAGAAGAGGAGGUGGAGGAAUACGUAACAAGCUGUUUUAGGGAGUGGAAGGCGUUUGUCCAGGACGAACUCUACCAGCUCGACCCAUCUUGCAAAAGACCGUUCCUAUGGGCCAAACAAAAGCCCUUCUUCUUUCGAGCCGUGAACGGGAACAUCGCAAACAUGACGUUGACCUGUGUCACUUCUUCCGCCCUUGAUCUGAUUCAAAUGAUCAUUGCAGAUUUUGCGUUUGGCGCUGCAGUCAAGCCUUUUUUGUGA
Messenger RNA from Seminavis robusta, 1704 nucleotides. NCBI's taxonomy places the organism in Eukaryota, Bacillariophyta, Bacillariophyceae, Naviculales, Naviculaceae. The record is from the annotation of a GenBank genome assembly.